AUGGGGGGUCUUGUCAGAGACUCCACAGGUACGUGGGUGCAAGGAUAUUACGCAGGCACCAUUGGUGGAGACCCUCUAAAGGCUGAAAUCGAGGCCUUGAAGUUGGGAUUGAUCAUGUUGUGGGACGCAAAUUUGAGGAGUGUUAUUUGUGAAGUUGAUUGUCUCGAAAUUGUACAGACUUUAGUUAGCAAUAACUAUCAGUUACACACACAUGCCUCACAUCUGCUUCAUUUAAAGCUUAUCUUGGAUCGCGAUUGGGAUGUGGAGCUCCGACAAAUCUCAAGGGAUGCCAAUGAAGCAGCGGAUUGUCUUGUUGGUUUAUGUAGUCGCCUUCAAUGUCACUAUACUAGUCUUGAGGUUCCUCCUCAUGAGCUUUGUCCCAUGUUAGCUAGAGACUUGCUAGUCUUGUAG
Molecule: messenger RNA, 411 nt
Organism: Lotus japonicus
Lineage: Eukaryota; Viridiplantae; Streptophyta; Magnoliopsida; Fabales; Fabaceae
Exons: 1
Coding region: 1-411 (136 amino acids)
Molecular function (GO): RNA-DNA hybrid ribonuclease activity; nucleic acid binding
Source: RefSeq, a predicted model, not a curated record